Messenger RNA from Oryctolagus cuniculus (rabbit), 10034 nucleotides. NCBI's taxonomy places the organism in Eukaryota, Metazoa, Chordata, Mammalia, Lagomorpha, Leporidae. The record is from RefSeq and is a predicted model, not a curated record.
GUGAAUACCAAAAUUAUCUCCAGGGCUUGUUAAAAACUGUAUGGCUGAACUCGCGCCUGCCUCAAGAGAUUCUGAUUGCAAUAGUUCUCAUUCAGACAUAAAAAUUUUUCAUUUUUAUGUUUCCAGGUGAUAUUGAUGCUUUUGGUGCAGUUGGAACAUGUAAGAACCACUGUCUUAACUAUAUUGUUAAUAUCUCAGUGUACCUAGUAUUUUGAGAAUCUACCAUGUGCCAUAAGUCUGAGAAUGCACUGAUGAAUAAAAGGCAAAAUCCCUAUGCUUGCAAAGCUUAUAGAGGAGAAGUCAGACAAUAAAUAAGUCAACAGCUAAAUACCUGUUUACAAGUUCUUUGUAAACGGAUACAGGGUAGUGGCAGAGGUACUGGUGCUUGUCUGAUCGGGGAAGCAGCCCCUCAGAAGGUACUGAGAGAUGAGAGGUCAACUGAGAGAAGAAGGGGAGGAUACAUUCAAGGCAGACUAGUGACUUCAUGAGGAUCUUGGGUGGCAAAGAGCUUCGUGUGUUUGAAAAACUGAAAGGUGGCCUGUAUGGCAGGAACACAGAGACUGAGAAAAAGACUGCCCGAGAGGAGAGAGAGGUAAGCUGGCACAGUGUGGCAGGGACCUACAAUGGGGAGAUGGGGAGAUGGGGUUUUAUCUUAAAUUGAAUUUCAAAUAGAUUUCUGUUAUAAGACCAGUUUGCCCUGAGGCAGGGAGCAAUGGUGGAGGUGGGAAUGACAUUAUAGAACUCCAGCUGAAAGUGAGAGUGGUUUUGGACAAGAGUGAUUGGAGUUGGGAUGAAUACAUCAGAAAGUUCCCCACAUUAGAAUGUGGAAAACACUAAAAUAUCUAAGCACAGAGGUGGCAGUGACUCAGAAUCCCUAGUAAUAUGGAAUACAGGUCAAGAAAGUAAAGUGGUUAUAAAGCAAAGUUAUAUUAGUGUGUGUGUGUAUGUGUGUGCAGUGUGUGUAACACCAGUAACAGAAGUGGGGAUGAGCAUGAUUUUUUUAAUUCUCUUUAUUGUGCAAGAAAGCAAUGCAUGUUACUACAAACAUUUCUAAAUUAACAUAUGUCAUUGAAAAAUCUGAUUUUGGGUAGACAGUCAUAUGUUGAAUUAAUGAUUCAGUUGUGUUAGUGUGUAUGCAUGCGCAUACCCAUGAGUGAACACAAGGUAUAGUGGGUACAAAAUGAGAAAAAUGUUUCAUAUUGGGAAUGAGUCUUAAAUGCUAAAGUGCAUAAGAAUUAUUCUAUCAUUUCACAGUCCUUUCAGAUACCAAUAGCACAGACAUGACACUUGUAGAUCUUGAAGACAAUCAGCCUUUUCCAUGCACAGCUGCCUUUGUGCUGUUUUUUCUUCCUAGGUCUCCCCACACUCAAUUCUACCUCUAUUCAUAGGGCUCAUGUAACAUCACUUCUGAAUAAGUGUAUUUAAGAUAGUUACUGCAGCAUUGAUCUCAUAGAACUCACCCCCAAAAUAACACACAUCACACGAAAGUGUAAUCUCUAUGUCCUCCUAUAUGUCUGUGAUUCAAUUACUCUCUUAAAGCAGGAGCACCAUGAAUUUCUUUUUUCAUAAUUACCUUAGUGCCUUACUUAAAGGAUGAUUCAUAGAAAGAACUCAAGAUAAACUUGUUAAAUGCGCGUGGGUUGAGCAUUGUGGUGUAGUGGGUAAAGACGUCUCCUGUGAGGCCGACCUUCCAUAUGGGUGCCAGAUAAUGUCCUGGUUGCUCCACUUCCAAUUCAGAUCCAUGUUUAUUGUCUGGAAACAGCAGUGGAGGAUGUGCCUGGGUCCCUGCACCCACACAGGAGACCUGGAUGAAGCUCCUGGCUCCUGGCUUCAGCCUGGCCCAGUGCUGGCUGUUGAGGCUAUCUGAAUGACAUGAAUUACAUAGCAUCCAGUGGACUUCUAUUCAAAGAUGGCAAAAAACGAAUUGACUACAUCCUGGUUUACAGAAAGACAAAUAUACAAUAUGACAAAAGAAACACAUUUGAAAAGAACCUCAGAGCAGAGGGCUUGAUGUUGGAGAAGGAGCCAGCUAUUGCAAGCCCUGAUAUCAUGUUCAUUAAAAUUCACAUACCAUGGGACACGCUGUGCAAGUAUGCAGAGAGGCUGAAUAUCAGGAUGCCCUUCAGGAAAAAAUGCUAUUACACUGACCAAAGGAGCAACUCAAUGGGCAGAAUGCAAAAUUAUUUUAAAAGAGUCAAAAACUGGAUGUCUCGUAACCCCAUGGUUCUCGACAAGUCAGCUUUCCCAGAAUUAGAGGGAUCGGACUGCUAUACUGGUCCCUUCAGCCGGGCACGAAUUCACCACUUCAUAAUAAACAAUAAGGACACCUUCUUCAGCAAUGCUACUCGAAGCAGGAUAGUCUAUCACAUGCUGGAGCGCACCAAAUAUGAAAAUGGGAUAUCAAAAGUGGGUAUUCAAAAACUUAUAACCAAUGGUUCAUAUAUAGCAGCGUUUCCUCCACAUGAGGGAGCCUACAAGAGUAACCUGCCCAUCAAAACCCAUGGACCUCAGAACAACAGACAUCUAUUAUAUGAGCUCUGGGCACGCUGGGGAAUGUGGUACAAGUACCAGCCUCUGGAUUUAAUCAGGCUAUACUUUGGUGAAAAGAUUGGUCUAUACUUUGCUUGGCUUGGAUGGUACACUGGAAUGCUGUUUCCUGCAGCAGUUGUAGGGUUGUGUGUUUUCUUCUAUGGAUUGAUUACAAUGAACGAAAGUCAAGUAAGCCAAGAAAUUUGUAAAGCCUCUGAGGUCUUCAUGUGCCCACUCUGUGACAAGAAUUGCUCCCUUCAGAGACUCAAUGACAGCUGCAUCUACGCCAAGGUGACUUAUUUGUUUGAUAAUGGAGGGACAGUCUUCUUUGCUAUUUUUAUGGCAAUAUGGGUGUUACAUGAGGAACGUGGCAUUGAGUUUUCCAUCACUUCCCGUAAUGAGAAUCCACAUAUCAUGAGUCAACAAAUCUUGUGCAGGUUUCAUCAUCUAGAAAAUUUGGCAGUAAGUCUUCACAUUUCCAAGCCUGCAAAUGCUCAUUUGAAAGCCACAGUCUUCCUGGAGUUUUGGAAAAGGAGAAGAAGUAUACUGACAUAUACUUGGGACCUUAUGGAAUGGGAAGAAGAGGAGGAAACACUUCGUCCCCAGUUUGAAGCCAAGUAUUACAAGAUGGAGGUUGUUAAUCCCAUCACAGGAAAACCUGAGCCACAUCAGCCCUCUUCAGACAAAAUCAGUCGUCUUCUUGUAUCUGUCUCAGGAAUAUUCUUCAUGAUUUCCUUGGUGAUUACUGCAGUGUUUGCAGUAGUGGUGUAUCGCCUUGUCGUCAUGGAACAAUUUGCAUCAUUUAAGUGGAAUUUCAUCAAACAACACUGGCAGUUUGCAACAUCUGCUGCUGCUGUCUGUAUCAAUUUUAUAAUUAUUAUGCUGCUGAAUCUUGCUUACGAAAAAAUUGCUUACCUUCUCACAAAUUUAGAAUAUCCUCGAACAGAAUCUGAAUGGGAAAACAGCUUUGCCCUGAAGAUGUUCCUCUUCCAGUUUGUCAAUUUAAACAGUUCUAUCUUCUAUAUUGCUUUCUUUUUGGGGAGAUUUGUAGGCCACCCAGGAAAAUACAACAAACUUUUUAACCGGUGGAGACUGGAGGAAUGUCAUCCUAGUGGCUGUUUGAUAGACCUCUGCCUCCAGAUGGGUGUUAUUAUGUUUUUGAAACAAAUAUGGAACAACUUCAUGGAACUGGGAUACCCGUUGAUUCAGAACUGGUGGUCACGCCUUAAAAUCAAGCGGGGAAUGCAAGACACUUCCAUACCUCAGUGGGAAAAUGACUGGAAUCUGCAGCCUAUGAACAUUCAUGGCCUGAUGGAUGAGUACUUAGAAAUGGUUUUGCAAUUUGGCUUUACCACCAUCUUUGUUGCUGCGUUUCCUUUGGCACCUCUUUUGGCUUUGUUAAACAACAUCAUUGAAAUCAGGCUGGAUGCAUACAAAUUUGUCACCCAGUGGCGGAGGCCUCUACCAGCUCGAGCAACUGACAUAGGUAUCUGGCUUGGAAUUCUUGAAGGAAUUGGUAUAUUGGCUGUGAUCACCAAUGCAUUUGUAAUUGCCAUUACGUCUGAUUACAUCCCACGUUUUGUCUAUGAAUACAAAUAUGGCCCCUGUGCACAUCAUGGAGUACAGAAUGAAAACUGCUUAAAGGGUUAUGUCAAUAACAGCCUAGCCUUCUUUGACCUGAGUGAGCUCGGCAUGGGGAAUUCUGGCUAUUGCAGGUAUCGUGACUACAGAGGGCCCCCUUGGAGUUCCAAACCCUAUGAGUUCACCUUACAAUACUGGCACAUCCUUGCUGCUCGAUUGGCCUUCAUUAUUGUGUUUGAGCACCUUGUUUUUGGAAUUAAGUCAUUCAUCGCAUACCUGAUUCCAGAUGUACCAAAGGGCCUCCGUGAACGAAUACGACGAGAGAAGUACUUAGUCCAAGAGAUGAUGUAUGAGGCUGAACUGGAGCAUUUGCAACAAGAACGGAGAAAAAGUGGUCAGCCUGUUCACCAUGAAUGGCCUUAGUUGAUACCUGUUACUGAGGGGAAGUGAUACCAUUAAUGUGAAGGAAUGUUUAUGACUUCAAAUUCUAGGUGGGAUCUAGGAGGAUGGCACACCUGGCAAACCAUAUUAUAAUGUGCUACUUGGAAAUGUGUCACAGCCAGUUCUGGGGUUGGGAAUAUUCAAGCUUCUAGAACAGAAAAAAGAUGAUCAUGAACCCAGAAGAGGGUUAGAUUUACAUUUCAUGAAGCUUGGAUCUAACUCUCAGAACAAGAGUCAUGUGUUUGUAGAUCCCUGCUUUCCAUUAGCGGCAUUAGACUUGGAAGGGUGAUGGUAAGGUUUCUAGAGACAGAUUUCCAUGUAAAUGUCCACAAACCAAGCAUGAAAUAAAGUAUCAUGUGGUCUUCAUUCACAUGCUGAUCUGACUGUAGAACCUCCUGUUGAGUUGAGAUGCUUACAGGUAAUGACCUAAAUCAAUUUUUGCCUUUGCUGCCAAAACUCCCUUUCCUUUCAGCUUACAGGUUGGUAAGAAUUGCCCCUGUCUGUUGCUGAGAUUUGUAUCUGUGCCAUAGCACAAUUAUGCUGCUCUAUGUUCACUAUGCAGUUGAAAAUUUGCAUAUCACCUUUAGUAGUCAAACCAAAAACUAAGAUUCCAAAAAGAAUAUCAUUCACUGACAUAAUUUUAAUUGCAUUGGCUUCAUUCAAGUCUGUUUAAUCACUGGCAGAACCAGUUGCACUGCACAAUUUUUUGUACUAAAUGCCAAUACAGUCACAGAUUUUUACAACAUGAAUGGUUAGUCUUGUAUUAUUUAGAACACAACUAUUUAUACUCUACUAAAGAAGUCUAUCUUGAAUAUCUUUAAUUUUUCAUGCUGUAAUUUGUUACAGCUGUCACAGAAUGUUACCUUGAAAUGCUGUAAAUAUAUUGGUUUUCCUUGACAGUAUAUAAUGCAAGUUACAGUUCCUACAGCUCUGAGACCAAUUAGUCUGUAUACUACUGUUAUAUCUCUAUUCAGGAAAGCUGAAGCAAAAUGCUCAGCAGCACUUAUGCUUUCACAAUAAUGUGCACUCUGAUUCAUGAGCUAAUGAAAAUAAUGCACGAAUGUGAAUUUAUAUUGUUUGUAAGAUAAUACAUUUUUGAAUUUUACUUUUUCAUCACUGAAGGAAGUUUUCUGUUGUGAUUUCUUUGACAGAUUGAUUUGGUUUAUUUAAGAAUUCUAUAAAAAGGAAGUCAAAUUAAUUGUGGAAGAUAUAAUCGUGCUUUGCUAUAGAAUUCCCUUUUCCUUAUCAACAUCCUGAUGAAGCAGGAACAAUGUGGGUAUUCAACUAAAGAAAGUUGAGAGGAGGCAUAAGCUGAGCUGAAGGGAGAGAAAAUGUUGUAGAAUUAAAUACAAGUUUUCUUGUAAAACAAGGAAAUCUAAGUUUUUCUGCCCUUAGAAUUGAAGGAAUCAGAUACACUCACACAUGUUUUAUGUAUGUAUAUAUAUGUAUACAUAUGCAUAUGCAUACAUAUGUAUAUGUGUACAUAUACAUAAUUAUUGUUUUAUGCCCAGUGAGGCAAAGUAGAGUUAUUUACAAAUUUUAAAAUAUCAGAUUAAACAUAGUAGAACUAACGUGACUUUGUAUACAUGUGAAUAUUUCCUAGUAAGAAAGUUAUAGAAUUUAUUUUGCUAGGAAACUUUUAUAAUUCAAAAGCUGAAUAGAUUAUAGUUGCUUCAUUGUUUCUUUGGUCAAGAAUACUCACUUCUCUGUUUGCCCAGUGUUUCAGAGGAAAGGGAAGAGUCUGAGACCCUAAACAGGCCUCCCAAACCCCUGCUAAAUGCAACUUCUCCCUCAGACUCUAGCAAUUAAUACCACUAGCCACACAAGAGAGAUUUAAUUGGGUACACAAAGCAGAGAUAUUUGUCUUAUAGUAGAGCUAAUAAUAAUAAUAAUGGUAACUGUGUCCUGAAAACUCCUCUCUUUCCAAGUUCUUACAUUGUUCCAUCAUGGUUUAAAAUAAUUUUGAUUCUUAGGAAAAAGAGAAAGAUAUUUUAUGAAAGGUUAUAUAUUGAUUUAGAAAAUGCUUUCUCUGCUAUUCUUGAAACAGAUGUGAAAAAUAGAGAAAUAAAACAUUACCUGACAUGUUUCUUUUGUAAAGAAUUGCAGUAGAAGUUAGCUAUGCCUUCAUCAUUGACAGUUAAAUAUUGAUAGACCUUCAUAAUAUCUUAGUUUCAGAUCACUCUGCUUUAGGUUAGAGAAAUAUUUUAUAACAUGAAUUUCAUAUGAAUGCAAAUUAUUUCUCAAGGAUUUAUAGCACACACUAUUUUCUCAGGAACUCUGGAUUACAUGAAUGCUGCUUAUAUAUUUUCUAUUCUAGCUUGUCUUUUCAAGCAAAUGACUAAUAUAUAUGUGCAUGCAGACUGCCUUGACAAGUUAUUCAAAGCUGAAGAGCUUGCACAGUACAGUGUGUGGGAAACUGCUCUAGAAUGUAGCUGAAACAGUUUGAAAUUGUUUUAGUCUUUGCACGCACUUUCAGAGAAAAUGCUGCUGAAUGACUGCAUGAUACCACUUCUAAAUGCUGCACAUUCUUCCAAAACUGCUCUUAGCACAAUCUAUUGUACAAUGAAAUAAAUAGAAAACUUUUUAACUCAAUAAAUUAUCCUUCAAUAUGGUAUUUUUCCUAUAAUUUGCAUGUUAACUUUAAUUAUUCUUCUUUUAUAAAUGUUAAAUUGAGAUUUCUGAAGUAUGUAUGGGGAGGGGCAUUGCUCAUUCUUUAGGUCUAUGGGGAAAUAAUUUCUUAUUCUUAAAAGCUUUUAUCCCACUCUUGAAAAGUUUUGACUAUUCUUCAGAUAAUAGCAUUAUUAUCAUCAAGCCAUUUGCAUGUUACCAUGCAAAUGGAAUACCACACUCAUCCUAAUCGUGAUUUCUGCUACAAGAUAUGAGAGGGUAAUAAUAUUUCUAUCAGACAGCUCUUUUUUGCAUGUAUACCGGUUCCAUAAUUACCAUGAAAACCUGCUUGGAAAAGGAAUUUUUCUGUACAUUAAAGUAUAUGCCAAGGGGGAGGACAUGCGGGGCACUGUAGCCAGCUGUCAAUAAUAUGCUACCGAUUUCUCCAUUUUUUAAUUUGAUGGUCAAAAUUGAAAAUUCAUGUUGUCUGCAGAGUUACUUAGUUGAUAUGACUAUAUUACUAGCCAGUCAGUCAACUGACUGGUAAACAUAGGUCCAGGAUAUGUUUGUGUGUGUGUAUAUCUGUGUGUGUGCACUUGAACUCACAUUAUUGUCAUACUCUUUGUGAAAGAGUCAGUGAGUACGAGGUCUGUUUAAGACAUGUGUAAUUCAGUCCUUUUGUGGUCAUCAGAUAUUUCUUCUGCACACUCCCACCCCUAUCAUAGUAUUGUAAUGGGCUCCAGGGAUAGUUUUAGUUUUAUUCAGUGAAUCAAUUAGCAUCUUGUCUCAUUCCUGGUAUCCUUAAGAGCUCAGAAGAGAGCCUUUUAGGAAUAGCACGGAAAACUUAGUUUCUGAUGGAAAAGUAAGCAUUUUGCUGCAGGCAUUUCUACCUGAAAUGAAGUUUGCUUGAAUCAUUGAUCAAUCCAGAUGCCUGCUAACUAGAACUUAUGUCUUUGUAGUGGAGACAAGUUGUCUUCAAAUGAACUUUCCAUCUGGGUCCAUAUGAAAAACCAUACUCAAGACCACAUUUGAUGGCUUGCUUUCUAGAAAAAUGUAAGAUACAGCCCCUGCCUCCUAGCAGCAUUCUACAUGGUGGAGUCUUUAUCAGGAACGCAAAAUGAAAGCCGACAGCUGACAGACAAGAGUCUCAUAAUUGGCAUCAAAUUCAAUCUCUGGUACUGUCAAUGGAAAUUUAUAGAUACAGUCAUACUGCUUUAUGACUGUGCCAGUAUAAUACUCCCUAGGGAAGGCCUCCUGUUCCAGACUCAACUGGUCCCAAGUAGGAUUCUACAUUGCACCAGACAGUCAACUGUCUGGAUGUUGUUUUACACAUUUCCCUAAGAAGGAAGAAGUUGAGAGUUUUCAAGACUAAGCAUGCACUGACUUCCUCAACACCUUUUUUUUUUUCUCAUUUUAAUUCCCUGUGGGGAAAAAAAAGACAAUGUCUGCUCUCCUUGUUUUCCAGAAAGCAAAAUAUCCUAAAUUAUUUGUUGAAAACAGAAGUUAAGCAGACCUGUUUAAAUCAUACACACACACACACACACACACACAUACACACAAAUAUUGUUAUGUGGGCAGCUAGUCCCACAUAAUACUCAAGCUGCCUCAGUAUCAUUUUAAUUAUGUUGCCAGUGUCCACACAACUCAAUGCCACCAGAUGAAUUCUUUCAGGGAAACAUAAUAUCUUUUCUGACAAGCACUAUGAAUCAAUUUUUCCCAAUGAUUGUUUUCCAGUAUACUUUUCUUGAUUCAUUUGUCUAAGUGAAAAGAAAGUAUUUUAAUGGCUUGAAAAUUCUGACAACAAAGUUAAAUAAAUAUAGAAGCAAUGUUUUGGAAAUGGCACUCAACAGAAAGAAGGACUUUUUUCCCUCUUUUUCUUAUUUUUAUGUCUUCUUUUUUUUACCCUUAUCUAUAUUAAUUUUAGAUUCUGAUGGCAUCUUAUUUUCAGUGUUGUAGGUGAGAAUGCCCUUAAAAAUUUAUGCAAUUUUUCUUUCAAGGUUGUGUGUCCACUGGCCUGAUUAUUGUAUUUUUAAAAUAGCAAAGUGAUAUUAGGGUUCUGGAAUUGUCAAGGGAAUGUGCACAUGGAUAGAGGAGACAAAGCACAAACAUUUUGGCUUUCAGCAAACACAUUAAGUUGCAAACAUAUAUUUAGUCAGAUAAUUAUAAACAUUUUUUUUACUCUCUAUGAUUUACAUGAAAAUAUUUAAAAUAUACAGUAUAUAUUGUUAAUCAUUAAGCAGUCCUUCCAAGCUGUCACCAAAAAGUAAAGCCAAUUUAAGGAAGCUGUGCUCACUUGAGAUAGUCUGAUCAGUUUUUGAGAUCAUGCCUACAGGUCAACAUUCUUGAAAGUAGUAUCUAGAAAAGAUACAGAAACAUUUAUAGUCCAUCUUUCAAAUCAUUCAGUAACAUUACCUAAUUGCUUAAUUGUCUGUAAGUUCAGUCUAACUAUAUUAUAAUCCUACAGUUAAGUCAUUUGGGGAUUGCUGACUUAUUUUCUUACAUGGCAGUUAUAUUAGGACAUUACAUAAAUAUACUACAUGAAACUCUUUUUAGUUUUUUUAUGUGUCUAAUGGAGAUUCUGUAAUGAGGACUAGGCAUUCUGAAUGACUGUGUAUAUACUUACUUUAACAUCUUAAAACACAAAUGAAUUGUGAUUUCUGGAAACUCCUGGGAACAAAGGUCAAAUUCCAUAAAAGAUAACAGCAUUAGAUACUUUUUUUCUUGAUUAAUAGUUCUUAUUUUAUUAAUUUACAGAUUUUUCUUGAUGCUUCUUUCUGUGUGUGUUUAUGUGUGUGUGUGUGUGUGUGUGAGAGAGAGAGAGAGAGAGAGAGAGAGAAUUAUGUGGUCUAAGCACUGGGUAUACAAAGUAUAACAAA